This is a messenger RNA of Penicillium daleae, 936 nucleotides long. Its product is annotated as PQ-loop repeat-containing protein. The coding region runs from base 1 to 936 and encodes 311 amino acids. Lineage: Eukaryota; Fungi; Ascomycota; Eurotiomycetes; Eurotiales; Aspergillaceae. The transcript has 3 exons. The record is from RefSeq and is a predicted model, not a curated record.
AUGGACCCCUCAACACCAUACUGCGGGGAGCUGGCAUCGCCUGGCUGGUUUCAGCCCGUGCUCUCUGUUUUGAUCAUCAUCGGCAUCCUAAUCUCCUACCUCCCCCAACACAUCCGCAUCAUCAUCCGACGAAGUUCAUUCGGAAUCUCCCCCUACUUCGUCCUCUUGGGCACGACGUCCGGCACCUCCGCCUUUGCCAACAUCCUUGUCUUUCCCAAGACCGCCGCAGAUGUCGCCUGUUGUCAGGAGAUUAGCGGAUUCGCUUGUUUUGCUGGGUUACUGGGUGUGUUCCAGAUGGGCAUGCAAUGGCUGUGCUUCUUCUCUAUCCUACUCCUCUUCGUGAUCUACUUCCCUCGCGCAACCUCGCCCACAGACCCCACACACUCGGUAUCCUCGACCUCAAACGGGUCGACAUACCGCACGGCGCUGGCCAUAACCGCAAUCUGCCUCCUCCAUGCCUUAGCGACCGUCAUUAUUUCCGUCGCCUUCGCCAUCCGUCAGCCCUCCGCGCUUCAUGCUUGGGCAAACUUCCUCGGAAUCGUUGCCGCCAUCUUAGCUUCUAUCCAGUACUUCCCUCAGAUCUACACUACCUACCGACUUCGCUGUGUCGGCAGCUUGAGCAUCCCGAUGAUGUGCAUUCAAACACCUGGGAGCUUGGUGUGGGCGGCCAGCUUAGCUGCUCGCGAGGGCGCCAAGGGCUGGAGUAUCUGGGGUGUAUUGGUGGUCACGGCUUGCUUGCAAGGGACGCUCUUGGUGAUGGCGAUCUACUUUGAAUACUUCGGGCCGGAGAGCAAGCAGAAAAUUGUGCACCAGGCUGACCAGGACGGCUAUGUCAACGGCUCUGGAGCUGACAGGUCGGAGAGACAAGUGUCUGCGCAAGAACCGAUGCACGCAGAGCGGCCUUCGGAGGAAACUCCACUGCUCCAAAGCCAGUGA